This is a messenger RNA of Diceros bicornis minor, 1763 nucleotides long. RefSeq names its product somatostatin receptor 2 (gene SSTR2). Bases 83 to 1192 code for a protein of 369 amino acids. Gene Ontology annotation, molecular function: neuropeptide binding; somatostatin receptor activity. NCBI's taxonomy places the organism in Eukaryota, Metazoa, Chordata, Mammalia, Perissodactyla, Rhinocerotidae. The transcript has a single exon. The record is from RefSeq and is a predicted model, not a curated record. Gene Ontology annotation, cellular component: membrane; neuron projection. Gene Ontology annotation, biological process: cellular response to estradiol stimulus; cellular response to glucocorticoid stimulus; neuropeptide signaling pathway.
UGGAUCCUUUGCCUCCAAGACCCAUUAAGGUGAGAUUAAGAUCUUUGGCUGGUUGGAACUAGCCUAAGACUGCAAGGCAGCCAUGGAUAUGGCAUAUGAACUACUCAAUGGGAGCCAUGCAUGGCUUUCCUCUUCAUUUGACCUCAAUGGCUCCUUGGCAGCUGCCAACAGCUCAAACCAGACAGAGCCAUACUAUGAUCUGACCAGCAAUGCAGUCCUCACGUUCAUAUAUUUUGUGGUCUGUAUCAUUGGGUUGUGUGGCAACACGCUUGUCAUUUAUGUCAUCCUCCGCUAUGCCAAGAUGAAGACCAUCACCAACAUUUACAUUCUCAACCUGGCCAUCGCAGAUGAGCUUUUCAUGCUGGGUCUGCCCUUCCUGGCCAUGCAGGUGGCUCUGGUCCACUGGCCCUUUGGCAAGGCCAUUUGCCGGGUAGUCAUGACUGUGGAUGGCAUCAAUCAGUUCACCAGCAUUUUCUGCUUGACAGUCAUGAGCGUUGACCGCUACCUGGCUGUGGUCCACCCUAUCAAGUCGGCCAAGUGGAGGAGACCCCGGACAGCCAAGAUGAUCAAUGUGGCUGUGUGGGGAGUCUCUCUGCUGGUCAUCUUGCCUAUCAUGAUAUAUGCUGGGCUUCGGAGCAACCAGUGGGGGAGAAGCAGCUGUACCAUCAACUGGCCAGGUGAAUCUGGGGCAUGGUACACUGGGUUCAUUAUCUACACCUUCAUCUUGGGGUUCUUGGUGCCCCUCACCAUCAUUUGUCUUUGCUACUUGUUCAUUAUCAUCAAAGUGAAAUCCUCUGGAAUCCGAGUGGGUUCCUCUAAGAGGAAAAAGUCUGAGAAGAAGGUGACCCGGAUGGUGUCUAUAGUGGUGGCUGUCUUCAUUUUCUGCUGGCUCCCCUUCUACAUAUUCAAUGUCUCUUCGGUCUCUGUGGCCAUCAGUCCCACUCCAGCCCUUAAAGGCAUGUUUGACUUUGUAGUGGUCCUCACCUACGCUAAUAGCUGUGCCAACCCUAUCCUGUAUGCCUUCUUGUCUGACAACUUCAAGAAGAGCUUCCAGAAUGUCCUCUGCUUGGUCAAGGUGAGCGGCACAGAUGACGGGGAACGGAGUGACAGUAAGCAGGACAAAUCCCGACUGAAUGAGACCACGGAGACCCAGAGGACCCUCCUCAAUGGAGACCUCCAGACCAGUAUCUGAACUGCCUGAAAAAUAAAUAAAUAAAACACCAAGCUCUGCCAACUGGCAGUGUGCUCCCCACCCUCACCUCCUUCCUUCCUCCCACCCAUCACACCUGGCUUCUAGAAUAGGGAAUUGCUCAGCAUGAGUCCAAUUCAAAGAACAGUGUUUGAGUCAGCUUGUCUGAGUGAACGAUAAUGUAUUAAAUUGAUUACCUCUCCCUGAAAGUGAAGAUUUAAAGGCAGGCAGACAAUUCAAAGUCUGGAGAAGUGGAGAUCAUGCCUGGAUAUGACCUUUAGAAAUGCUGAAGCUCAAGAAAAAUAGAAAACUAUAUCUCUGUGUUUGUGUGUUUAAAACCCAGUAUGUAAUGUUGUGGUCUUACACUUAUACUUCUAUAUUCCUAUUUGUACAGUCACUACCUAUGUUUCCUGUGCUCAAGUACACAAGUAGCAAAUUCAAGUGUGCAUAGUAGAGGUGGACGUUUAUUACAAUAUGGUACCUGCAGAAAUGGACAUACCAUGAAGCCAAUAAAGUUUAAGCUUCAGGGAUCUCUCCUACUUGGGCAAUAUGUUCACAUGGCCAUACGUUUUUG